Truncatella angustata is the source of this 971-nucleotide messenger RNA. RefSeq lists its product as uncharacterized. Gene Ontology annotation, molecular function: structural constituent of ribosome. Gene Ontology annotation, biological process: translation. Gene Ontology annotation, cellular component: ribosome. NCBI's taxonomy places the organism in Eukaryota, Fungi, Ascomycota, Sordariomycetes, Amphisphaeriales, Sporocadaceae. The transcript has 2 exons. The record is from RefSeq and is a predicted model, not a curated record. Bases 227 to 793 code for a protein of 188 amino acids.
AUUUCGAGUUGUCGAGCUUCCAUCGCGAAGGUAGUUGGCAGCUAAGCACGUCGGCAUUGGUCGUAUCAGCAGCAGCAGCAGCAGCAGCAGCAGAAACCCUCCGUCAUCACGGCGCAACUUCAUUCUACGGCUCCGCUAUUUCCAUUCCGGUGGAUGCCCCUCCCGUCUGAUUAGACCGUUCAAUAGCUGGUACAAAACAGUCGCAGCGACGAACCCGCGCAGAACAAUGGCUGCACCGGCCAGAACCGCCGCCGCCAGCCUCUCGGCCAAGGCGCUCACGCAUGCCAGCAACCCGGGCCGACAACUCCUGGGAUCCAAGACCGCCGUGGUGGUGACGGCAGGCACCAUGGACAAGACAGUGAAAGUGCGGUUAUGGGGAUCUAGGUGGGAGAAGCAAGUGCAAAAGAGCUUCCAAGUCCCGACCUACCACCUAGUGCACGACCCCAACAACUCGGUGCGCCAGGGCGACGUGAUCAACAUCUCGGCCGGCUGGCGCGCCUCGCAGCACGUGCGGCACAUCGUGCGACACAUCAUCGCGCCCCAUGGGCCCCCCAUCGACGAGCGCCCUGCAGUGCUGAGCGAGACCGAGCUGUACGAGAAGUACGCCGGGACGCGGGAGGCCAAGCUGGAGAGGAGGGCUGCCAGGGACGCCGAGACCAGGAAACAGAGAGAGGCCGAGAAAGCCGCCAAGCUCGAGAGGAGGGCGCGCAAGGAAGAGUGGGAACAGAGCAGGGAACAGGCCAAGGAGAGGAAGCUGCAAGAGCUCCGGAGCACUGUCGGCGAUGCGGAAUGAAUAACUACCGGACAGCAAACAGGUUAGGGGUGCCCAGUACGCCAGUACGCCAGUACUGCCAAGCCGUGGAGGCUGUCGUUGUCUUCACCCCAUUGUCGGUGCGGAUAAAGUGUAUAUAUCGUGUACUAUAUUGUACAGCGGCCUGCAGAAGCCGCAAAAUACAAAAAAAGUCAAGAGC